AUAACCUGCCAUGUGAGUCUGCAGUUGGCUUAACAUGUAAAUGUUACUGUGUGAACGAUUUGUUUUGAUUUGAGAAAGGCCUAGCUUUACUCAAGAAAAAUGCACUUAACGCGACAAGUUUUAAGGAACUUACCAACCCCUUAUGGGGGUUAUGACAUUUCAUGGAAAAGACAAAUGUACAAGCGUUUGGCUUGGCAUUUCUUUGGUAGGAGAAGAACAUGCUUCAGAAUUCAGAUUAGAACAGUUGAGAGAGCAUUAAGAAAUUCAACAUUUUCUGGAUCUGCUAGAAAAGAAUUUUUCAAAGAGUUGAACACAACACGUUUGGAAGCUGCUUGCUCAGAACAUGGAGUAAUUUACAAAGAAUUUUUAAAAACACUAGAUGAGAAUGAUGUACAAAUAAAUAAGACUAUGUUAGAGAAGUUAGCAAUCUACGAACCUCGUACUUUUCAGAGUUUAUGUGAUAUGUCAAUUCAAUACCAGAAAGAUAAUGAAAUCUACACGAAAAAUUCUGUCACACCUUAUGGGGAAUUAACAAGAGGCUUACAGAAACCAAUGUUAUAGAUAUAGUAUGAUGAUAAUUUCAAGAUUUUGGAUUAAAAUAGUCCAGGAUUUUUGCAUUGCCUGCCAGCUAAGAAUUCACAAUAAUUUUCAAAAACAGGUUUGACAGUGGUAAUAAUACUGUAGUUAAUCUGUGUGUAAUGUAUUUUGGUAUUGUAUGGAAUGGAAAAAACAAUUUGUGAAUUAACAUUAAGAUUUUAGCACAAUAUAAUCUCAAGCUAAUAUAAAAUUAAAUUAUAUUGUUUUAUAUC
Messenger RNA from Lottia gigantea (owl limpet), 809 nucleotides. RefSeq lists its product as hypothetical. Gene Ontology annotation, cellular component: ribosome. Bases 100 to 561 code for a protein of 153 amino acids. Gene Ontology annotation, biological process: translation; ribosomal large subunit assembly. NCBI's taxonomy places the organism in Eukaryota, Metazoa, Mollusca, Gastropoda, Lottiidae. The transcript has 5 exons. The record is from RefSeq and is a predicted model, not a curated record. Gene Ontology annotation, molecular function: structural constituent of ribosome; rRNA binding.